Molecule: messenger RNA, 1554 nt
Organism: Brugia pahangi
Lineage: Eukaryota; Metazoa; Nematoda; Chromadorea; Rhabditida; Onchocercidae
Source: the annotation of a GenBank genome assembly
AUGAAUGCUAUUGAAAAAUUAGACAAAAUUUUACGACGUCUAAGUAGCAAAAGUCGCCGUGCUGCUACGAGACGUGUGAACUGUCAUCCAGAAGUUUCUAGCUCAUGUAGUGAUGAAGAUGAUUUAGCAGAACAACAAACGGAUUCCUCAAAAAAUGACCGUAAAAGUGGCAGUAGCCGUCGGAUACAUUUGAAGCCAAUAAUACCAACCAUUCAAGGAAUGAUAGCAACAGCAACAAGGCGAUCCUCAGUUUCAGCAAUCAGUUAUUAUCGUGUUUAUUCGGCCGCAAUGGUAUGUCAUCAUUUACAGGAAGAACUGGAAAGGACAUAUAAUCUGCAGCAGCAACAACAACAACAACAACAACAACAACAACAACAACAAUUGCAGUACGUCCAGCAAAAGCCAGAAGAGGAUGAACAUCCGAAGACUGCGGAGACUUAUGAUGGCCAAAUGUUAAGUGUUGACAACUGCGACACUUUCAGAUCACUACUUUCGCCCUCUAGGUUACCAGCUACUCGAAUGUUGGCAGGUGAUUUAGUAACUCAGACUGUGGCAGGCUCUGCCACUCACGACAAAUCAUGUGAAUCUGAAGAUGCCGAUUACGUAUCCGAUUAUUCUACCUAUGGAGUACAGCGAAGUGUAACACGGAAAUCCGUUUACGAAUUAGAUAUGUCUAUGGAUGAAUCUUUGCCAGAAUCAUGCGGGCGUGAAAGUGGCUACUUGUCGGGAAUUGAUGUACGUUACAGUAUAUCAGCUGCUGAAUCACCUGCUUUAUCACCUCUUGGUGUAGCUUUUUUUCGAGCUCAACCGUUGUUUCAACGUACGCUAGGAGCGAUCACGCAGCAAUCUUUUGAUAGUGAAGAAUUGCAAAAGAACGAAAAAGGUAAUCUGAAAGUGAUUGCCAUUCCACAACAAAUUGGCAAUACAAAGGAUCUGAAGCUUCAGGAUGAGGAAGCCAAAAUACCGGAUUAUAUGAGUACUGAAAAGCUACUCCGGGAUAGUAUUGCGGAAACGAAAUACAUAACAACUAUUUUUGAGCUUUCGUCGGGUGGUAUCGUUGGUUUAAUUGAUGAUGUCCUCAACGAAUUUAGUUUGUGGUUCCAUGAAGAGAUUGGCCUCUUAGGAAUUGCAUGUGAGGUGCACUGGUCGGUACCGGAGAAACACCGUCAUCUUGCAUCCGAGAAAAGAAUGAAGGAAGCUCUUCAUCAUUCACUCCGGCAAAACAAUCGUCGUGUAUUAAACAUGAAAAGUAGAACUGGUAACUAUCAUUUGCCGUUAACGAUGAUAUCAGCUAUAACAGAGGAAAAUUGUGCACGCGAUUGUCAGUUAAAUUGCUUUCAAGGUGUUUAUCGUCGUUUCUACACAUCGUUAUUGCCGUAUCAACACACAGACACAAGUGUAUGGCAUAGUCCGUAUUGGAAUUUACGUGAUAUCAAUCAAUCAAAUACACAAAAGCCAAAUCCGGAACAGUUCAUUUUUGGACGUGAUGCGACCAAACUUGAUGUCGGCAGUUUGGUUGCUGUUAAUGUUGUCGCACUGAAAAUUGUGCUAUAG